AUGGCGAUGAGGCUCUUAGCAUGGUUGCCUGUGGCAGCCUUGGGCCAUUCCUACCUUGCUUUACCUCCUUCCCGGAACUUACUUGCAAACUUGGCAGGUUUGGAAGAUUGCCCACACUGCUUGCAGUCAGGUGGCCCUGACAAUGUCAAAGCACGGGGAAGUGGCGUGUGGCCAACUCGCCUGGCACCAGGCUCUCACGGCCUCUGUGGCGACCCUGUCCAGGGAAGAAGCAAUCCUGUGAAACUUGAAGAUGAGACCUACCUCAAGUCUGGAGAUGUGACAGCAACCUACAGGGCAGGAGAGGUGGUGGAAUUCCAAGUGGCUGUGAGUACACAUCAUCAGGGGCACUACGAGUUCCGCAUAUGUGACAAGCCGCUUGAGGCAGGAUCGUUGGCUUCAGUUGCAGAAGGGCAAGAAUGCUUGGACAAGUGGUUGUUGCAGCGUGCACCGCCUUUGGCAGACUGCGUGAUCAAUGAUUCAAGAGGCGAUUGUCAGCCACUAGAUCCGAAGCAUCCGGAAAGAUGGUAUUUGCCACCUGCUGGAUCGCAGACACAGGUGGCCGGAAGGGACUUCAAUGACUCCAUGGCACCAAAAUACCCAUCAUCAGCAGAAGUGCACCGCAUGAGAUUCAAGAUUCCUGAUGACCUGCAAUGUUCCAGGUGCACCUUACAGUGGUACUGGUCAUCUGGGAACACCUGUUAUUACGAUGGUGAUUACUUUGACUAUUACCGUGGAAUAGCAGCCGUCGGAUGGGAUGCUGCAGCGUGGCAACCACAGAUUCUUGCAGACUGGGCAAACUGCGAGAACAGUUGCUGCCGAACUGGUGGAAGCUUUGGCGAGGAAUUCUGGAACUGUGCAGACAUUGAAGUAACCGCUGGUGGAAGUGGCCCCACGCCGACAACGCCAGAGCCCUCCACGACAAGACCGGCUGGAACAACCACGACCACCACCACCAGCACCACCAGCACCUCAAUCAGCCUCUCCAGCUUUUCCCCAGUGGAUGGUGGCGAUGGACGGGCUUGUCGAGGACAAAGCUCAGGAGACAACUCUGCAUCCUACUAUUCCGUGUUCAAUGGUUUGCCACGACUGGAUGAUUGCAAGGCAAAGUGUGUUGGGACAGGCGGCUGCGUUGGCAUCGAGCACAACUCGCGUGGACGCUGCGAAGUGUGGACUCGGCCUGGUGGAAUCCAGGCUUCGAUUCCCCUGACUGGUUUUACAUGCUUGCGCUUGGGCGAGUUGCCCACCACGACUCGACCGGUGCUGGGAAGCUUUGAAGCAGUCGGUACUGAGAACAAUCAGGCCUGCCGUGGAUCGAGUGCCAGAGAUAAUUCCCCAAGCUAUUACGCCGUCUUUUUUGGGACCUCGCUUGAACAAUGCAAAGUUCAAUGUGCGCUGGAUGAGAAUUGCCGCGGCAUCGAGCACUCAGAAAGGGGUAGGUGCGAGGUUUGGACCAGAAGCAUCGAUGCCAGUGCUGAUGUCAAUGGUUUCGCCUGCUACCGCUACACCCCCCCUGGUGCCACGUCUACCUCUUCACCAAGUGUUUGCUCACAGGCUUGGGCAGCUUGCGGUGGCCGAAACUGGGAUGGCCCUACUUGUUGUGAAGCUGGAUACGUUUGCCUCGCCGAAAGCAUUUGGUACUCGCAGUGCCGACCGGCCUCCGCUCUGGCCGAGCUGCCCGACCUUGCUCACAUCAAGAAGCACCGCCGCUUUCGCGGAACCACGUUCCUGCAAGAUGGAACGCAUUUAGACCGGACACCGGCGGACGAAGAACUCUGA
Symbiodinium pilosum is the source of this 1776-nucleotide messenger RNA. Lineage: Eukaryota; Dinophyceae; Suessiales; Symbiodiniaceae. The record is from the annotation of a GenBank genome assembly.